UGACACUGACGACCGACCGUGGCCAUGGCGCCCCCGAGCCUCUCGCGGGCUCUGGGCCUGGGCCUGCUCGCGCUCUGCCUCCUGGCGCUGCCCGGUGACGCCCGUGCCCGCCCGGCGGAACACAGAGUCGGAGAACGCCAGAACCUGUCGCUCAGUGACCCGCAGGUGCAGAAGGCAGCGCAGGCGGCCGUGGCCAGCUACAACAUGGGCAGCAACAGCCUCUACUACUUCCGCGACACCAGGAUCCUCAAGGCCCAGAGUCAGCUGGUGGCCGGCAUCAAGUACUACCUGACCCUGGAGAUGGGGAGCACAGCCUGCCGGAAGAACGUGGCCACCGGAGAUGGCGUAGAUGUCACUACCUGCCCCCUGGCCACAGGCGUGCAGGAGGAGAAACUGCGCUGUGACUUCGAGAUCCUGGUGGUCCCCUGGCAGAAUUCCUCCCAACUUCUAAAGCAUAGCUGUGUGACCAUAACCUAGACCCCUUCGGGCAUGGGAACCGGAGGGAGCAGGUGCAGUGCGGAAGGCACACGUCCAUGCAUGUAUCUGUCACAAUAAAGUGCUGCCGGCUUCUCA
Messenger RNA from Leopardus geoffroyi (Geoffroy's cat), 573 nucleotides. RefSeq names its product cystatin E/M (gene CST6). Gene Ontology annotation, cellular component: extracellular exosome. Gene Ontology annotation, molecular function: cysteine-type endopeptidase inhibitor activity. Bases 25 to 477 code for a protein of 150 amino acids. The record is from RefSeq and is a predicted model, not a curated record. Lineage: Eukaryota; Metazoa; Chordata; Mammalia; Carnivora; Felidae. The transcript has 3 exons.